UGACGUGAGAGGCAGUCGUUCAAACACAUGCAGGUUCUGGAUUUAUUUGUCAGGGUAAAGGUCAUGUUUGAUAGUGACACCUAAAGUAGCAGCUUUUACUGAGAUGUUAGUACUUAUUGUUAAGUCAAAUACGCUCAGUGGAGUGAGACGGAAGCUGACUAAUGGGUCGAGAGAAACGGAGGACAUGCUGAGGUUUGUGUGACGAGCGAAUCACCUGAGAGAAUUCUCCCCAGCUCCUCUAUAUAAGAGUGAGCGCGUCCAAAGGGGGACCAUGAAACAGCUGCAGAAGCAAAGACAGAAGAAGGGCAGCGGUCAAUUUAUACUCCUGAUUCUAACACUUGAGGAGCACAGAGGCUGAGAUGAUGGAAAGCGCCCACACUUUGGCAGCACUCCUGCUUCUCAUCAUCAUCCAGAGCAGCUGGCAGGUGCCCGACCAGGACACUGAUCGAAACUCCCUGUCACUGAACGAGAACUCCUUAACUGAACCACUUGUGUUCCCAAACAUGAAGAGACACUCGGAGGGAACAUUUUCCAACGAUUACAGUAAAUACCUGGAGACGAGAAGAGCUCAAGAUUUUGUACAGUGGCUCAAGAAUUCAAAAAGGAAUGGGAGUUUAUUGAGACGUCACGCAGACGGCACCUACACCAGCGAUGUGAGCUCCUACCUGCAGGACCAGGCAGCCAAGGAGUUUGUGUCCUGGCUGAAGACGGGCCGGGGCAGAAGAGACUAGACUCAGUAAUGCAACAGUGACUCUGUGGCCAUUCUAUGUUUCACAGUGUGUACGAGCCUUUUUCUUGGUCAUGCUAUUAAAUUCCCGUGAUAAGAAGCGA
This is a messenger RNA of Solea solea (common sole), 831 nucleotides long. RefSeq names its product glucagon b (gene gcgb). Bases 360 to 731 code for a protein of 123 amino acids. The record is from RefSeq and is a predicted model, not a curated record. Gene Ontology annotation, biological process: response to starvation. Gene Ontology annotation, cellular component: extracellular region. Gene Ontology annotation, molecular function: glucagon receptor binding; hormone activity. Lineage: Eukaryota; Metazoa; Chordata; Actinopteri; Pleuronectiformes; Soleidae. The transcript is spliced from 4 exons.